Molecule: messenger RNA, 963 nt
Organism: Aaosphaeria arxii CBS 175.79
Lineage: Eukaryota; Fungi; Ascomycota; Dothideomycetes; Pleosporales
Product: glycoside hydrolase family 43 protein
Exons: 2
Coding region: 1-963 (320 amino acids)
Biological process (GO): carbohydrate metabolic process
Molecular function (GO): arabinan endo-1,5-alpha-L-arabinosidase activity
Source: RefSeq, a predicted model, not a curated record
AUGCGUUCAUCAAUCCUCACUUCUCUCGUCUCCGCGUCCACAGUCUGGGCAUAUGCCAACCCACUCUCCUGCAGCGGCGUUUGCGUGAAUGCCCAUGACCCUGCUCUUAUCCGACGCGAUGAUGGUACUUACUUCCGAUUCUCGACUGGUGGCAAGAUUGCGAUUCAUUCAGCACCUUCAAUCCAAGGCCCAUGGACGUACCGUGGCGCAGCGAUUCCAAACGGUAGCAAGAUCGACAAAAAGGGCAAAGACGACCUAUGGGCACCCGAUGUUGCCAAAGUAGGCAAUACUUACUAUUUGUAUUACUCUGUUUCCAGCUUCGGUGUCCAAGACUCUGCAAUUGGUGUUGCGACAAGUACAAACCUCGACGCCAAUACUUGGACGGAUCAUGGAGCAACCGGCAUUGCUUCUUCCGCGGGAAAGAAUUACAACGCCAUCGAUGGUAAUCUCAUCCACGAUGGUUCCAGCUAUCUCAUGUCCUUCGGAUCCUUCUGGGGCGACCUUUUUCAAGUUAAAAUGGCCGAUCCUCCACUAAAAACAUCAGGCUCUGCGAGCAACAAUAUUGCGUUCAAACCAGAGGGUGAGCAUGCCCAAGAGGCCGCCUUCGUGUACAAAUACGGAGCCUAUUACUAUCUUUUCUUCUCUGUCGGUAAAUGCUGUGGCUUUGACCAAAACCGUCCUGCUGCAGGACAGGAGUACAAAAUUCAGGUCUGCCGAUCAAGCAGCGCUACGGGCGGAUUCGUAGAUAAGAGCGGCAAGAAAUGUACAGAGGGUGGGGGAACAACUGUGCUUGAGUCCCACGGCUCCAUCUAUGGCCCUGGAGGCCAGGGAGUCUUCAAUGACCCAAGCCUUGGCCCAGUCUUAUACUACCACUAUGUCGAUACACGCAUUGGCUACGCUGAUGGGCAGAAGCAAUUUGGCAUCAAUAAGAUCAACUUUGGGAGUGGGUGGCCAGUUGUAUGA